UCUCCGCAGGAAGUGAUUCUGUGUUCAGUUCUGUUCAGAACCUUUUAAACAUGACAUCAUUGAGUCCAUAAAUUGAUUCCUGCAAACAUUAUGUACAUGUUUGAUAUAAAUUUCUGGCUGAAAUAUCCGGUACAUUUCCUAGAAAUGACGAAUGAGAAUUCUACAGAAUACUCCUCAUCCAAAUUUAUAAUUUUCCUCAAAAAUCAAUCGCGAUUAUAAAUCCAUCUCAACUAUUCCACGUAGAAACUAUAAACGAGGGAAUAGUGUUUGAUGAAAUCACUCCACCACUUUACCCUGAAAUCUCGGGGAAUCGGUUUAGAAUUUCAAAUUUUCCCCAGUAGUGCAGGCGUUGAAAGCCCAGACGUUUAUUGAAAAUCAAAAGUGCCACCCAAACUUUCAAAACCUUAAACUCCACUAGUCCACGAAACUCCGAGACAUUCAAGGAAUUGUUUCCUGGAAAACUCCACAUUCAAAUUCCAUCAAAGGAAUUUCUCCAGAAACAAUUUCUCGACAAAAGAAAAUUUAGAAAUUCAGUCACCCCCAAAUUUAAAUAAUAAAAAACCCGGAAACAACCAUAAACCGACAAAUAGAUAAUUUCCCCCAAAAAAUUCCCACCGUUUCGUAUUUCAGUAUCUAUUUCCCCUUAAUCUAAGAAUUUCUAGUUGUCUACGGUGUAUCACCUCCGCCUAGUAUUAAAAUUUCGGUGGCGAGGUGUAACAAUCUCCCCGGAAAUAUGGAUUCCACGGCCUUCAUUAUUUAUUCCCCCUGGAUAUUCAAUCUACUGAAGGAUGAUGAAAGGAUACUCAAGAGUGGGUGGACCCAUGGUCAUAUAUCCGUCUCAACGAGACCGAUUACCAUAUCAAUAACAUCUGAAGUCAACGGCAUUUUUAUUAUCUCUGAAUUGGCGAUUGUCACCACAGGUUUAGCAAUGUCAAGAAUCCGACAGACCUUGAGUCAAAAAGGCCAGCCUCCCCGUCGAAUUCACACAUUUUGGAUGAUAAAUUGGGCGUUUCCGGUGUCACUAUCAGUCCCCGACACUUCCGCGAGGUAUUAAUCAGGUGGAUUAACCGGAGUAUAAAUACCAGAGACACUGACUUAUUUUUGCAGUGAUCUCCAAGACCUCCAAGAUGAAAUUUUCACUAUUUGUUAUUAUUCUGGUGAGUUCAGGAAAUGCCUGGCCAUUUGGUUGGCGACGAAACGCGGAGGAUAACGACGUGGACAGCUCUAAUGAACUUCUGACACACCUGGGGCACUUGGAGGAGAAGAUGUUCGGUGUACCGAGCAAUGAAACUGGCGCCAAAGUGGCGGAGUGGAGUGAGGAGCAGGGCAUUAAUCCUGAGGAGUUGGGAGAGUAUGCAGAGGGUGAUAUACUUUUUCCCUUGGGACACUCCAGGAAUGGACUUAUCGCUCAGACUUCACGAUGGCCCAGUGGAAUUAUUCCGUACAUGAUCAGCCCGUAUUUCAAUAAAAAUCAGAGGGCCCUGAUAAUGGAGGCAAUGAACGAUUACCACGAAAGCACGUGCAUUCGCUUCAUUCCGUACGCGGGUGUACAGAGUGAUUACAUUCGCAUCACAGCUGGAAACACCGGUUGUUGGAGCAGUGUUGGAAGAAUAGGUGGUAGACAGGACGUUAAUCUCCAGGUGCCAGGUUGUGUGACGAAGAAAGGGACAAUUAUUCACGAGCUGAUGCACGCGGUGGGUUUUCUUCAUGAACAGAGCCGCUUCGAGCGCGAUCAAUUUGUGACAAUCAACUGGCACAACAUAAUACCAGGUCGCUCCGGGAACUUUGAUAAAGCGUCCAAAGGCACAACUGAUGGGUUUGGAGUUGGCUACGAUUAUGGAAGUGUCAUGCAUUACUCGGGAAACGCUUUUUCAGUUAAUGGACGACCAACGAUCGUUCCUAGGGAAGGAAACGGCCUUCUGGAUCUAAUAGGCGAGGUUUUCCAGGGAAGAACUAGCAUAAUGCUCGGACAACGUGAGGGCUUCAGCAGACGAGACAUUCAGAAAAUCCGGAGAAUGUACAGGUGCAGCAAACGCCGACGAAGUUACAACUGAUUAUCGACGAUUCCGACGUUGGAAC
Messenger RNA from Fopius arisanus, 2079 nucleotides. Its product is annotated as zinc metalloproteinase nas-13-like. Bases 1128 to 2054 code for a protein of 308 amino acids. The record is from RefSeq and is a predicted model, not a curated record. NCBI's taxonomy places the organism in Eukaryota, Metazoa, Arthropoda, Insecta, Hymenoptera, Braconidae. Gene Ontology annotation, biological process: proteolysis. The transcript is spliced from 4 exons. Gene Ontology annotation, molecular function: metalloendopeptidase activity; zinc ion binding.